GGAGAGAGAAUCCAAAUUCCUCCUCCUUGUACUCCCUCCUCCCUCCCUUCUCUUCUUCUAUACUCUUUCUUCUUCCCUUUUCUCUUCCCCUUGCCAAUUAGUGGAGAGCACGGAGAGUCCGGCUGAGAGAAUCACUUCCUUCAGCCCUCCCUCCGGUCGAGUCGAAUCCCCCUCCUCGAACUUGACGAUCCUCCUCAACUCGACGUUUGUUAGCUCAAACGGCGAACCCUUCGUCCCUGUCCGCCGGUGCCUUCCCGAUCCCCGGACCCCACGACGAAUCCCUCCCUGAUCCAGCUCCUGCCGGCUAGACGAGCGACAGUGUGAGGACAUCAUCUCGGAUUCUCUUCGAAUGAUACGAAAACUCUCCGUUUUCGUCUUUUGAUUGAUUUCGAGCCUGAUAGUUUGGUUUUUUCCAAGACUUUUUGACCGUCGUCCCGUUCCUUCUGGAUGACAUCUGAGAGUCGUUGAACGACCCUUCUCACAGUCUCCCUUUCAAUCCGCUUGGAGGUUCAUUCAGAACACGUUAACUCGUGGAGUCUUUCACUUUUUGAAGACUUCCUCCCGGCAUUCCGGCUCUCUUCCCAGCAAGACUUUUGUCUCGACGCUGGUGUCCACUCCUUAAUCGUUACCAACUACAACUCCAGUCAUUCAUUUCACCAACUAAUUUACGACGACUGUCAUUCUCUUAAUUCCGUCGUUACCUGAUCAGCCCCCGCUCUUCAGGUCCCUUCAUUCGGUAUUCAGCAAAGCUAAUCAACUCUCGCCCCUCAUUCACGGUCAACACUCAAGAACCUUCCGCAAUCAUGGAUUACCUUCGUCCUCGAUCUGGCUUCCAGCCUUGUGAGACAUUCUUCGUGGAGGAUGACUAUCGUCUUCGUCCCGAGAAGCAGGCCAAACAGGAGCACGAGAAACUCGUUGCUCGUGAGCGGCAAUAUGCUAUCGCGGAUCAACUGUCUAGACUCACCAGCGAAGAGCUUCGGGAUGAUGUCCUGAGCCACAUGCUGGAGAUGGAUGGCCAAACGCUCCCGGACGUUGAGUCGAUCGAUAUCCAAACCGAGAUUCAGUGGUUCAUGCGUCCGUACCUCCUUGACUUCCUGAUCGAGGCCCACACUGCAUUCCAACUCCUGCCGUCGACAUUGUUCCUGGCCAUCAACCUCUUGGAUCGUUACUGCUCCAAGCGUGUGGUCUACAAGCGUCACUAUCAGUUGGUUGGCUGUGCAGCUAUCCUCAUCGCUGCGAAGUACAAUGACAAGAAGGAUCGUGUUCCCACUGUCAAGGAACUGAAGUCGAUGUGCUGCUCCCUCUACGAUGACGACAUGUUCAUCCAAAUGGAGUGGCACGUUCUUCAGACCCUUGGCUGGACCAUUGGCCACCCGACUGUGGACAGUUUUCUGCAGAUUGCGGUUCUUGACGAGGUCUACGACCCUGAGGUGGAGCACAUGGCUCUGUACAUUCUGGAGAUUGCUCUAUUCCACCGUGACUUUGUCUCUAAGCCUUCGUCUGAGCUCGCUCGAGCUGCAUUGGCUCUGUCGCGCUGCAUCCUCAACCGACCCCAGCCUCGUCACAGCGACUGGGCCGCCCAGUAUGACUCGAUGACUCUUGUUGGCUUGUCCCAGCAGCUUCACCAGCCCUCUACUGUCGUUGCCCGAAAGUAUGCCUCGGCUCACUACUCGCGGGUCUCCAAGGUCCUGGAGCACUUCCUCAGCCGCCAGGCUUCAUUGGCUAACUAUGCCCGUUGCACCCCGCCGGUCGAGACUCCAGUGGAGUCCAAGCCGUACAACGGGGAGAUGGGCCUUGCCACCCCUCAGAAGUCUUCGCAGUUGAUUGCCGUUCCACACGGAUACCUCACCCCGCCUAUCACACCAGAGAACGUAGGGUUUGCUCAGGCCCAAAUGAAUAACCAUGACCUGAGCCGAGGUGUCCCCACUGUGCCCGGCUGCUCUCCAUCACCAACUCCUGAUGCCGAGAUGCAAUACAUGGCCACCGAUACCUACCAGCAGGAGGCCAUGUAUAUGCAGCAGCAGCAACUACAGCAGUUCCCGCAGCCUCAGAUGGCAGUGGACCCGACGUAUGUCGGUGGGAUUUAA
Messenger RNA from Penicillium cinerascens, 2087 nucleotides. Its product is annotated as G1/S-specific cyclin. Gene Ontology annotation, cellular component: centrosome; nucleus; cyclin-dependent protein kinase holoenzyme complex. Lineage: Eukaryota; Fungi; Ascomycota; Eurotiomycetes; Eurotiales; Aspergillaceae. Gene Ontology annotation, molecular function: cyclin-dependent protein serine/threonine kinase regulator activity. The transcript has 4 exons. Gene Ontology annotation, biological process: regulation of cyclin-dependent protein serine/threonine kinase activity; mitotic cell cycle phase transition. The record is from RefSeq and is a predicted model, not a curated record. Bases 804 to 2087 code for a protein of 427 amino acids.